UUUAAUACCUCGUCAACCAUGUAUUAUGGAUCUUCAACGGAUAGAUACCGCGAUUUCGUGGAAGACUCAACAUCGCAUAAACUGAAAAGUGCAUAUUGGUCGACAAAACAAACAGUUAUACGGAAACUUGGAAGGGAAGAGGACAAGUACGUCGUCGCUUCCGACGCUGAACUUGACGCAAAGCUUGAGCUUUUCAAUUCAGUGCAAACAACGUGCCAGGAUUUGAUAUUAUGUACGGAGCGUUACCUUCAACGGAUAUACGGUUUAUCCCAAGCCGAAAAUGAAAUGGGGCGUUUUUUAAAGUCGAAGAGUUCCGAGGAUAAGACCCGGGCUGGCAAAAUGCUAGCCGCCGUGGGAAAAGCGCUUUCCCAUUCAGCUCAACAGCGGCUCGCCUUGCAAAACCCUUUGAAUCGGCUGACACAAGAGAUUCAGACAUUUCGUAAUCGCGCAAUUGACGACACAGCCUCGACCAUUAAAAGAACGGAAACCGCACGCAACGAUUAUCGUGGCGCGCUUCUUUGGAUGAAAAAUGUUAGCGAGGAGUUGGAUCCAGAUAUGGGCAAAAAGCUUGAGAAAUUCCGUCGUGUCCAGACUCAGUUGUGGUCCAAGAAGCGGAUUUCAAUGAGUUGCGAUGCUCAUAUCAUACGUGGUGAAUUCGCGGCCGGUACAAACUCUACAUUACUUUUUGCUUAG
This is a messenger RNA of Dibothriocephalus latus, 693 nucleotides long. The record is from the annotation of a GenBank genome assembly. NCBI's taxonomy places the organism in Eukaryota, Metazoa, Platyhelminthes, Cestoda, Diphyllobothriidea, Diphyllobothriidae.